Molecule: messenger RNA, 3966 nt
Organism: Phymastichus coffea
Lineage: Eukaryota; Metazoa; Arthropoda; Insecta; Hymenoptera; Eulophidae
Product: eukaryotic translation initiation factor 2-alpha kinase-like
Exons: 13
Coding region: 226-3135 (969 amino acids)
Biological process (GO): protein phosphorylation
Molecular function (GO): ATP binding; protein kinase activity; protein binding
Source: RefSeq, a predicted model, not a curated record
CAUUUGUAUUGUGGCAUGCGACUGCCGCGCGGAAUCACAGAAUUACUGAAACGAUAACAGACAGUAGUAGUGAUCCGCUGCCUAACUGUAACGACUUCUUAUUAGACAAUAACAAGUGUGAUAAUAAAAAAAGAAAAUAUAUUAGGCGCAAAGCAGCCGACCUCGUGAUUGAUGAUCAUCAGGAUGCCGGAGAUAUCAGAGGACAAGAAAACAAAGUGUUAAGAAAUGGCGUGUGUGUGCGUGUGUAAAAAUAUGCCACGGCUAUACUGUUGGAUUACUCUUCUCGUGCUGCUUAUGACCACUACCUGUGCCGAAAUCAGACAGCUGCCUUACUGCCAAUAUUCAGCCGCCGGGAAGCCAUCGCGGAGCUUGCUGUUUGUUAGUACUCUAGAUGGAAAAUUAACAGCAUUAGAUGCAUCAGCCAAUGGUGAAAAGAAAUGGAGCUUAGAAUUUCAAACAGAACCUUUAUUGUCUUCUAACAUCCAUAGAAGAGAUUUGAACAACAAUGGUCAGUGGGUCAGGCUAAUUCCAUCAUUGAAUGGAGGAUUAUACAAGUUUGAUGGAGAAAAUUUGGAAGCAGUUCCAGUUUCAGUAGACCAGUUAUUACAGUCAUCUUUUCGUUACUCUGAGGACAUUAUAUUUUCUGGUGGCAAAGAAACAAAAACUUAUGGAAUAUCAAGUAACACUGGGCGAAUCCUAUAUGAAUGCAAAAUGAGUAGUUGCACCAAUGCAACUGAUGGAGAAAGUUUGGUUGAAGAGGAUAUUUUGAUAGUUAGACGCCAUCAACACACUAUAAGAGCUGGAGAACCUAGAUCUGGAAUAGAAAGAUGGAAUUUUAGUGUUGGACAACAUGAUUUAAUAAUGCUUCCAAGAGCAAAUUCAGAUUGCCACCAGGAAAAUUUAUCUAUUAAUUUAGAUAUUGACCUUCGAACUAUUGUUCCUGAAGGUCUUAUUAUAGCUUUCAGCAAAACUAACCCUGCAAUUAAACUCUGGGAAUAUAAAUUUGACUCUCCGAUUGUCUCUGUUUGGAGAGAAGAUCAAGUAUUUGAUAGUUCAGCAACACCAUUGAAACAAGUCAAUUUGUUUGAUUCUAUUCAGCUAAAUUUAGAAUUAGAUUCUGAAUUUUCUGCAGGCCCUGGUUUAUAUUUAGGUAUGCAUGAAAGGCAACUGUAUAUUCAAGAGAAUCCAGCUUUUUUUAAAUCGAUUGAUAAGUCCAAGGAUGUAAUAUUAAUCAAAUAUCCAUGGAGACCAUAUCCAGCUAUUGAGUUCGCUAAAGACAUCAGCAAUGAUAAAAGUAAAGAUGUACCAUUUGAAAUGAAUGAAGUACUUAGCACUACUGCAUUAUCUGUUCUUUAUAAUUCAGAAUACAUAAAUGGGAAUGGAUUCUAUCUAUAUUCAAAGGAGCAAAUUCAAAUAGAUGAAGGUAGUCAAUGCAAUCGAACUGGACCAAAACACGUUUUAACGGAUAUAUCACCAGAAUCCCCUCCAGCAAUUGAAUAUCCAGAAGAAGAUAACAUACGCGUUGAAUUUAUUAUUGUCGGUCUGUGGUAUUAUUGGAGGGAAGUUGCAAUUUGUUGCCUCACGACUGGAAUCAUUGUCUGGAUAUACUUCAAACAAAUGCAUAUUCUUGAUAAGAUGGAACAGAAAGAUGCUGUGCUACCUCCUGUUAUUGUUGAACGUUGUUCUGUUGAUACUCAAGAUGAAAUCCGAAAAAGUACAUCUGAAGAUGGCGAUUCUCCAUUCCAAUCACGUUACUUGACGGAUUAUGAACCCAUUGAUUGCUUAGGACGAGGGGGAUAUGGCGUAGUAUUUGAAGCCAGAAAUAAAAUUGAUGACUGCAACUAUGCAAUCAAAAGAAUUGCCUUGCCAAAUAGUCAAUAUUCUAGAGAAAGAGUAAUGCGAGAAGUCAAAGCUUUAGCAAAAUUAGACCAUCAAAAUAUCGUUCGUUACUUCAAUUCAUGGUUAGAGUGCCCGCCAGCAGGAUGGCAAGAAGAACACGAUCGUCAAUGGUGCAACCACAAUAAGUUUCCUAAUUCAGAUUUCGUAUCUGAAUCAUCAGCAGGUGACACAUCCGUUCAUAUAGAUGUACCGCUAAGUGAAACGCCGUCCGUAAAUAGUGCAUGUGAAGCACUUGAACAUAAUAAAGAUGAUGAUGAUUCUUUUAUAGUCUUUAAUGCAGCGACAGAAGAAAGUGAUGAAAGCGACGACGAAGAGGAAGAAACAAACAGUAAAAAUAAAAAUUCCGAGAGUCUCGACCUAUCUAUAAAAAAUAGUAGAGAAUGCCAAAACAAUGAUACAGAUGAUUCUAUCGUUUUUGAAGAGUCAAAACAUUCAAACCUUGCAGAUAGGAAGUCUCAACUUAAUCUAGAUUUAAGGACGCGUAAAAAUAGCGGGAGAUCUAAUACAAAAAUGUUUUUGUACAUUCAAAUGCAACUAUGUCAAAGGCUGAGCUUAAGAGAAUGGCUUAAAACUCAAAAUUCUAAGCGUGAUAUUUUAAGGAUUUUGAAUAUUUUUCAACAGAUUGUUGAUGCUGUAGAAUACGUACAUCUACAAGGUCUCAUUCAUCGUGACUUAAAGCCUUCCAAUAUUUUUUUUGCACUUGAUGAUAAAAUAAAAAUAGGUGAUUUUGGUUUAGUAACUGCAAUGACUGAAGGCAUUAACGGUGUCCAUACUCCGUGCAAUAGUAAUGAGAUGAAUAAUAUAAAAACUGUACAUACUGCUCGCGUAGGAACUCAUCUUUACAUGUCGCUAGAACAGAUGAAUGGAAAACACUAUAAUUACAAAGUCGACAUUUAUUCUCUAGGCAUAAUUUUAUUUGAGUUAUUGAUUCCGUUCUCAACAGAAAUGGAGCGAGUCAAAGCUUUAACAAAUUUAAGAAAGUCAAUAUUCCCAGAUAACUUUUCUUUGCAAUAUCCUGCAGAAUAUGCCUUGUUGAAAAUGAUGUUGGAUGAUAAUCCCGAGAAAAGACCAACGACAAUAGGAAUUAAGGCUCGGCCCCCAUUCCUGAAAAGUGGAAUUUCGAAUAAGUUAAAAUCUGAAAAUGAUUCAAAAUGGCACUUUGAACUACCGCAUUUGAGUAGACAUUCUUCCAUUACUAACAACAGUGGAACAGAUUCUUGGGAUCAGGUUUAUUAGUAUAUCCCAAUGGUGUGCUAUAAAACGUGAUAUAAAAAUUCUUUUUGAAUGAAGAAUAUGUGUUAGGAGAACGUGAAAGUCCACAGUGAAUGCAAGAAUCAUGGUUGAAUGAUUUUUUAUUAUGAUACAUUUUUUAAUUGUAUUUAAUUAACAUUUAUUUUAAAAUGUUCAUAUUGUAUGUAUAAGUUGCAUUGUUUUAUUAAUUACUGUUUUUUUUCUUUCAUUUAAUAAGUAUUUUUCAUCAAUUACAUAACCUUUUUUUAGAUUAUAGAAAUGACUAAAAAAUAUAGAAAAAUCUUAAUUCUGUAUUCAACAAAUUAAUCAAAAGUCUGCUUAGUAUUUAUAAUUCUUUUGGGUAUUUCUAUUUGUCAUUUGAAUUUUUAUUUAUUCGAUAAUAAUUUUAUAAAAAUAUGCAAAAAUAUCAAUACAUUACACUAUUGUUGUUUAUAAAAGUAUUUUAUCUGAAUGAAUAAAGAUUUUUCUACAUUCUAGAAAUAUAUAGUAGGAAUUUUUAUUUUUUCUGUUUGAAGAAACAGCUACUGUUACUAAUUAGUCAACUUUUAUUCCUACGAUUAUGUCCUUUAACUUGAUCAAUUGUAAUAUAAAAUGAACGAAUGUAUGACUGUCAUGUAGUUAAUUACUAUAUAAUUUAUUUUAUUUUCGUUCAAUAACGAAAAUGUAAGUCGAAUGGUAUUUUUAUACUCAUUUUGUUCAUAAAUUUACGCUCGAAGUUUGGAAUAAAAAUGUACAAAAAUUUGAAAUAAAUGUACAUCAACGUUAGUUUUGAAUUAAAUUAUUAUUACCCCAAUAACAUAUAAACGAAUAAAAUCU